AUGUCUGUUUUUCCCUCCAUAAGUUUCCUGAACAAUAUGGAAUCCACAAAUCAAACAAAUACAAUAGAAUUCCUGCUCUUGGGCCUUUCAGAUGAUCCUGAAUUGCAACCCAUCCUUUUUGGUCUGUUCCUGUUUAUGUACUUGGUCACAUUUCUUGGGAACCUAUUAAUUAUCCUGACCAUCAGUUCAGAUUCCCAUCUCCACACACCCAUGUACUUUUUGCUCUCCAACCUAUCCUUGGCUGACAUCUGUAUAAGCUCUACUACAGUCCCAAAGAUGCUCUUAAACAUCCAAGCACAGGACCAGAGAAUAUCAUACACAGGCUGCCUCACUCAGGCUUGCUUUGUCUUGGUUUUUGCUGGAUUAGAAAAUUGUUUGCUUGCAGCAAUGGCCUAUGACCGCUAUGUAGCCAUCUGUCACCCUCUGAGGUACACAGUUAUCAUGAAUUCACACUUAUGUACUCUACUCAUUCUGGUUUCCCUGAUCAUUAGUGUUGUGAAUGCACUAUUGCUCAGUCUCAUGGUGCUACGGCUGACUUUCUGCACAGACUUGGAAAUCCCCCACUUCUUCUGUGAACUUUCUCAGAUCAUAAAGCUUGCCUGCUCUGACACACUUAUCAAUAAGAUCUUGAUUUAUACAGCAGCUCUCCUAUUUGGUGGUAUUCCUUUCUUUGGAAUUUUUCUGUCUUAUAUUGAAAUUGUCUCCACUGUUUUGAAAAUCCCAUCAGGGCAGGGACGGUACAAAGCCUUUUCCACCUGUGGGUCUCACCUGUCAGUAGUGUCCUUGUUUUAUGGGACAGGUUUGGGAGUGUACAUUAGCUCUGCAGUUACAGAAUCUCCCAGGAACUCAGCAGUUGUUUCAGUUAUGUAUUUCACAGUCACUCAGAUGCUGAACCCCUUUAUCUACAGCCUGAGGAACAGGGACAUGAAGGAAGCCUUGAGAAAACUCACUGUUAGGAUGGCUUCCCUUAUUUGA
Molecule: messenger RNA, 975 nt
Organism: Onychomys torridus (southern grasshopper mouse)
Lineage: Eukaryota; Metazoa; Chordata; Mammalia; Rodentia; Cricetidae
Product: olfactory receptor 7G2-like
Exons: 1
Coding region: 1-975 (324 amino acids)
Biological process (GO): G protein-coupled receptor signaling pathway
Cellular component (GO): membrane
Molecular function (GO): G protein-coupled receptor activity; olfactory receptor activity
Source: RefSeq, a predicted model, not a curated record